AUGAUGGCGCAGGAAGCGCCGAGGGGACAGGGUGGUGAUGGAUGUAAUUGGUAUUGUUGGAUUGAGGAGAGAAUUGCGCGGUUGGAGAGGUUUAUGUUAACGAAUGGCGAUAUUCCCCCGUUGGUGAAUGAGACGAGCUUCACGGGUACGGCGGUAUCUGAACCGGAACCUGUAGAGACGAGUGGUGCGAACUAUUACAGCACUACCUUUGGGACACCUGGAUUACCGUAUAUCUCUACGCUUGCUCCAGCCGAGCCUUCAACUUCCAUACCCAGCAGUAACGAGAUCGUCCAAGCCUUCACGUUCAGUCCAGCCUCAUACGCAACACCGUCUCCGACUACUCCCCAACCCUCAUCGACACUCCUCACCCUCAUCCCAUCGCACGAACCGCUAGCCCAACCAGCCAAUUUCACCCACGCCGGCUAUCGUGCAGUAGCCUACUACGGAAACUGGGACAUUUACAACCGUAACUACCAACCGCAACAUAUCCCCGCUUCGAAACUAACCCACCUCCUCUACUCGUUUGCGAUUGUAAACUCAAACGGCACCGUCUUCCUCACCGACACCUACGCCGACACGGACAAGCACUACAGCACCGACUCACGGAGCGACGCGGGAAACAACGUCUACGGCAGCAUCAAACAACUGCAACUUCUCAAAGCCUCGAACAGAAACCUCAAGGUCCUGCUCAGCAUCGGCGGGUGGACCUACACCAACACGAACCGGGCCAUGGACACGCCCACAUCGAGCACGCACGGAAUCCAGCGCUUCGCCGCCUCGUGCGUCCAGCUCAUCCGCAAUUACGGCUUCGAUGGCGUUGAUAUUGACUGGGAGUACCCGUCCACAACGGAGCAAGGAAGCGCCUUCCUCGCGCUGCUGCAAGAAAUUAGACGUCAAAUGGACGAUUAUGCAAACACGCUGGUAUACGGGGAUGAUUUUGGACACGAGAUGAAGCCGAGCUUCCUGUUGAGCAUUGCGGCGCCGGCGGGGGAAACAAACUACAGGAACAUGCCGCUGCGCGAAAUUAGCCGGGUUACGGAUUUUGUUAAUUUAAUGACGUACGACUAUGCCGGUUCUUGGGAUAAUGUUACGGGACAUGCCUCGAAUCUGUAUGCGUCGGCUGAGAACCCGCUCAGUACGCCAUACAACACCGCGUCGGUACUGGCCGCCUAUUAUGCAGCCGGGGUCCCGCCUGCCAAGCUGAAUCUGGGCAUGCCUCUGUACGGCCGCUCCUUCACGAAUACCCAGGGUCUUGGGCUGCCGUACAACGGCAUUGGCAUAGGCUCUUGGGAGGCGGGUGUGUACGACUUCAAAGACUUGCCGUUAGCCGGUGCCCAGGAGUUUUACGAUGCAGAGGCGGGUGCGACGUAUAGCUAUCACAAUGGAAGCGGUAUGCUGGUGAGUUACGAUACUGUGCCCAUGGCGCUGCGCAAGGUAGUCGACCUUGCGCAGCAGCGGCUAGGUGGGGCAAUGUGGUGGGAGAUUAGUGGUGACAGGAUGGACGAGGGGAGCAUUGUGUCAAACUCGUCGCCGAACUGGCUGCUCUACCCCGACUCGCAAUUCGACAAUAUCCGAACUGGAAUUUCUGGUGCGCAGGCACAGGGACUUGGCCGACUUUGA
This is a messenger RNA of Pyrenophora tritici-repentis Pt-1C-BFP, 1620 nucleotides long. The record is from RefSeq and is a predicted model, not a curated record. NCBI's taxonomy places the organism in Eukaryota, Fungi, Ascomycota, Dothideomycetes, Pleosporales, Pleosporaceae.